Molecule: messenger RNA, 2086 nt
Organism: Salvelinus namaycush (lake trout)
Lineage: Eukaryota; Metazoa; Chordata; Actinopteri; Salmoniformes; Salmonidae
Product: protein CC2D2B-like
Exons: 8
Coding region: 640-1638 (332 amino acids)
Biological process (GO): protein localization to ciliary transition zone; non-motile cilium assembly
Cellular component (GO): ciliary transition zone
Source: RefSeq, a predicted model, not a curated record
UCUCUGAGUGAUGACCAGACAGCAAAGGCAAAUUAUUUUAAUGUGUAAUACUGUUUCAUUUUAAAGAGGUACUAUGUUCUAAAACCUCUUUGCCUUCAACUAAAAACACUUAAUUGUUAUUUGAUUUAGACUUUUGCUGUGGAAGACAUUGAUCGACAAGAUAUGGAAUAUAAUUACUUUAAUCAGCAUCCAUUAUUUUGAUGUGCUUAUGUUUAAUGUCAUGACUACUGUGAUUGAUAACCAACCGUACAACUGCAUCAGAACACACAUCCAUGGAAAUUUAUUAUUUGCCCUCUUCGCAUUUAGUAUGGUGACCAGAAGCCCCUUUGGCUGGUGAGUAUCAGUCCAAUUUGUAUUGCUUAGCCUAAAUGAUAAGUCACCCUUCUCCAUGCACUGCUGCUGCUCCUACAGAAUUCUGUGUUUGUAUCUGUCUCCGCGUAGUUUUCCACAGACGAGGAUGAGGACUUGCUGAACUUGACCUAUGAGUAUGAGAAGCAGUGUAAGGUGGCAGCAGGCCGGGUGAAGAAGCGAGUCAUAACCACAGUGAUAAAUAGUGAGGGGAGGCUUGUCCUGGCACACCGGUUCUUCAAGCCACUUCCUCCACCACAGGAAGUUGUACUGGACACCCCCGACAAUAGCAUGUCUGUUCUAGAGAGGGUGGCAGCCUUCGUGUCCCUGAUUCCCACCUUGUCCUUCCCAUCUGACGUUGGUGACAGUGGGGAGAUGUGGCUCACCUCAGAGCAAUGCUUGGAGCUGGCUAUGGGAAACGAUGUCAGUUUGGCAGUUGUGCUGUGCAACUUCUUUCAUGACCUGACGGUAAAUGUGUGGCUUCUCCUGGGAACAUCGGUCAUAGAGGGAGAGACCGCCUAUGUCCUUACUCAGGAGAACACUUGGUUUGUGUUGUGGAACCCCAGAGAUGGGAAGCACUACCAGUCAUACGACUCCUUCUGUCCUCUAAAGACUGUCGACUGUCUGAUCAAUGGUGAAAAUGUAAGAGUGGAGUCCAUGGACAUCCUCAGUGUGUUUCAUUUAUGUCAUCCACUCAGGAUGUUGUUGGAUGUCUCUCAGGUGUGGUUCCAUCUCCAGCCAACAAGAAAGAUGCCCAUCACUUUCGACGUAUCAAAUAACGCCACAUGGAAACCCUUAUUCCCCAAAGGAUUCAACUCGGACUCAUCCUCAAUGCCAACAGAAAUUAAAUACCGUCCCACUCAAAUAGAUCUGGUCAAUCACCUUCAAAGAAGGAUGGAGAUGAAACUGAAAAGUUGUGUGAUGGACUGGAGAAGCCCCCACCCUACACGUUGGAGCCCCCGCUGUGCAGCCAUGCUCUCGGAGGUCAUGCAGAAGCUUGAGAGGAACCCAGCCUCUGACACAAUAGCGCUAGAGAUAGACAGGCUGCUGGACACCAUGAAUGAUUACAAGGUGACUGGCUUCCCCAUUCAUAUGGCCUACCAAGACAUGAGCACAGUGAUCGAGGCGGUCUACAACACCAGAAUCCACAGCACUGAGAUCCCUGGGACAGAGUUUGCUCUCUCCACCUACAUCCACCCAUACCCCAACCACAUCCUGUCGGUGUGGAUAUUCCUGGCAACGCUGGUCAAACACCAGCAUGGCGUGUUCUAUGUUCCUUCAGUACACUGAUACACCCUGGUUGUGUUCAUUAGGCACCAAAUGGAAGGAAACUGACAAACGGGGAGGGACUACCUGGAACCCUUUUUAUAUUUGAGGUUUUUUUGCAAAAUCUCGGCCUUUCAGGGUCAGCUUUUCCUAGACGUUUUUCUACUGUGGGAAAGGAAUGCAGAGUGAUUCAGACCAAUUGAUUGAAUCCACAAACUUGUACAUAGUAAAUUAAUGGAAAUACUCUACAAUAAAAAUUGUUCAUAAAUAUGCCAGCAACAAGAACCUAUAUUUGUUAAACCCUUGAUUAGCACAUAUCCGGUAUGUUUUCAAGUUCACAAUAUGGUUUGUGAAAUGUUUUAGGCAAUAUUUGUUGAUGUAUGCAUAAAGCCUUAUAGGCCAAUUGAUAGACAUACUACUGGCAUUAGCAGUAUGCCAAUAAUAUGAUGCAUUAUUCAAAAUAAACCAGAAG